Molecule: messenger RNA, 1220 nt
Organism: Rosa rugosa (rugosa rose)
Lineage: Eukaryota; Viridiplantae; Streptophyta; Magnoliopsida; Rosales; Rosaceae
Product: ACT domain-containing protein ACR12
Exons: 10
Coding region: 84-953 (289 amino acids)
Cellular component (GO): chloroplast stroma; chloroplast thylakoid membrane
Source: RefSeq, a predicted model, not a curated record
GAGUUAUUUCUCUCCAGCAACAACCAGACUGAGGAGGAGACUUCAAAAACUAACUCGAAGAAGAAUCUCUCUUUCAAUCCGAGAUGGCCUUCACCAACUCCUCUCUCUUUGCUUCCCAUCUCACUCUCCAUCGCUCUAAACUUUCCGAUUCCGAAUUUGCCCCUCCGCCAUGCGAGGCCCUCAAGCUCCUUCACUUUCCUCCCAGCGCCAUUCAUGCCAGCACUUUCUCCAGAAAUUUGAACGUUGUGUGUGCGUCUACCAAUGGUGUCAAUGCAGUUGGUUCAUCGUCGCCGCAGAAGUCUGAUCAAGAUGCUGAUUAUAUUCCAAUGCCAGUUGUCAUGAUUGAUCAAGAUUCAGAUUCUGAUGCAACUAUUGUGCAACUCAGCUUUGGUGAUCGCCUCGGAGCUCUUAUUGACACGAUAAAUGCAUUAAAAGAUUUGGGAUUGGAUGUAGCAAAGGGAACUGUUACCACUGAGGGACCAGUUAAACAGACGAAGUUUCAUAUAACGCGGUUAGACACCGGGCGCAAAGUUGAAGAUCCUGAUAUGUUAGAGAGAAUUCGACUUACAAUCAUCAACAAUCUUUUGAAGUAUCAUCCAGAAUCUAGUCAGCUACUUGCAAUGGGUGAAGCUUUUGGAAUAAAAGCUCCGGAAAAGAAGCUUGAUGUUGAUAUCACAACUCAUAUACAAGUGAAGCAAGAUGGACCUAAGAGGAGCUUGCUUUAUAUAGAGACAGCAGAUCGACCAGGAUUGCUUGUAGAAAUUAUCAAAAUCAUUGCUGACAUUAAUAUCGAUGUGGAAUCAGCUGAGAUUGAUACAGAAGGUUUGGUUGCUAAAGAUAAAUUUCAUGUCAGCUACAGAGGGGCAGCCUUAAAUAGUUCCUUGUCCCAGGUGUUAGUGAACUGUCUGCGUUACUACAUUCGCAGGCCAGAAACAGAUAUAGAUAGUUACUAAUACCUGGAGGAGCCUGAUCAUGUUUGUAAAUCAAAUAUAAUGGUUCUUGUACCAGCCAUGUUGAAGCGAGUUUUCAAUAGUUACCUUGUUGAAGCUAGUUUUCAAGACUCAUGCUCAUGUUCCCGAUCCCGCACAUGGUAUUUUUCUGGAUUAGUUUCCAGUGAUUCCAUGAUUUGUACCUGAAAAGAAAGCUAUAAAUAAUUACAAUGAAUUGCAAAGAAUGUUGAACGACUAAUAUGUGCAGUCGAUUGACACCUAUUUCUCACA